This is a messenger RNA of Culicoides brevitarsis, 1666 nucleotides long. Its product is annotated as venom carboxylesterase-6-like. The transcript is spliced from 4 exons. NCBI's taxonomy places the organism in Eukaryota, Metazoa, Arthropoda, Insecta, Diptera, Ceratopogonidae. The record is from RefSeq and is a predicted model, not a curated record. The coding region runs from base 1 to 1641 and encodes 546 amino acids.
AUGAAUUAUGAACUUUUUCUUGUCUUGAUUUGCAGAAUUUCACUAAUUAACGGACAAUUUCCGAUCACAACGAACAUAAAGACGCCUAAUGGGGAGUUAAAAGGCGUUGCGAGAGAUCAUUUUUUGGCUUUUGAAGGAAUUCCCUAUGCUGAGCCGCCUGUUGGGGAUUUGCGAUUUGAGCCUCCAGUUCCUUUUCGGUCAAAUUGGGAUGGCAUUCGUGACGCGUCAAAAGUAGGCAAUCCAUGUCUCCAAUGGUGUCACUCCUUGGUAGAUGAAGCUGACAAAACGUAUGGCGACGAGGAUUGUUUGUACAUGAACAUUUAUGUGCCGCAAAAUUUAACGGAAAAAGUUCCCGUAAUCCUGCAUAUUCCCGGAGGAGGUUUCAUGUUUGGGCAAGGCGACACCUACGGACCCGAAUACAUCACAACGAGACCUUUGAUUUUUGUCAACUUUAAUUAUCGCGUUGGACCUUUGGGUUUUUUGUCAAGUAGCGAUGCACUGAUUCCCGGCAAUAUGGGAAUGAAGGAUCAAGCAGUCGUUUUGAAGUAUGUGAAAGAAAAUAUCGCUCUUUUUGGAGGAGAUCCGGAAAAAAUCACGUUAACGGGAUAUUCGGCGGGAAGUGUUUCAGUUCAUUUACAUUUGCUGAGCGAAAUGUCGACGGGAUUGUUUCAAAAUGCGAUUUCUCACAGCGGAACAGCGCUGGAUUGUUGGGUCAUGCAACAUAAUACCGAAGAAAAAUUCGAUUUUGUCGUUCAACGAACGGGAUGUCAAAACGAGGAUCGUCAGAAAAUCGUUGAUUGUUUGAAAAAAGUGCCUGGAAGUGAUAUCGUUCGUUUAGUAGAAGAGCUUCAACCAUUUCUUUUCAAUCCUUUUAACGUUUUUGGUCUUGUUCCUGAGACAACAGCACAAAAUGGGACUCCUUUCAUCACCGAUUACCCUCGAAACCUCAUAAAAGCUGGAAAAAUCCAAAAAGUUCCGUGGAUUCUGUCUGAAACAAAGGACGACGGAUUGUAUCCAGUAGCGCAAUUCAUCAGAAAACCCGAGUACCUUCCAUUUAUCGAUAAAAAUUGGGAUUUUGUGUCUCCGAAUCUGCUUCAUUACAAUCGAACCAUCCCCGAUGACAAAAUGAACGAAGUUAGCGACUUGAUACGAAAACAUUACAUUGGCGACGAUCCAAUCGAUGAAAAAUCUUACCAAAAAUUAGUUGAUAUCUCAACGGAUCGCAAUUACCACAUUGGCGCUGAUGAAACGGUAAAAAUCCAAGGAAAAUAUAUGCCAAUGUACAUGUAUUAUUUCACCUUUAAAUACAGCUACGGCAUCGCGGAGCUCUUUGCGGGAAAACGAUCUCCUCUAUUGGGUGUCGGGCAUGGGGACGACGCGCUGCUUGUGGUAUAUGUUCCUCCAACGAAGCACGAAAUGACCCAAGAUGAGCUAAAAAUGCAAGGAAUGUUACUCGAUAUGUAUGAAAAUUUCGCAUAUAACGGGGAACCAAAAUUGGGCGAUUUUACUCUCAUCCGUUCGGAAUCUGCAGAUUUCUUGAAAUACACUGAAAUUGCUGGACCAGAUGACAUCAGCAUCAAAUCAAAUGACAACUUUGGCGAUAAUCAAUUCUGGAAAACUAUAAAAUUUGAUGAGCCAUAAAGUUGAUAAAUCACCAAAACUCGGU